AGGGGCGUGUAAAAAGUCAGAUGCAAAUACGCACCUCUGCAUAUUUUACUACAGCGAUAAACUUUCGGAACUAGUGUCAAGUUACAAGGACUAACAUUCAACUUCCUGUUUAAGUAAAGGGAAAAAAAACAAAGUUAUGAUAUAUACGAUUAGAAACCUGCAUGUCCAUCUGUACCAGUCUGUACUAGUAGCCCCCCACGAGAGUCUAAAGCUUACAAUUAUAAGUUGUCGUCUCCAUCUUUUGUCAUUUCAAAUCUUUCUAAGAUUUUUAAUUGGUUGCACUAACUGCCACUUGCAAAUGUGUUUUCUGUGAUUUGCUGCGAUCGUUGCCGUCCACCACUGUCAAUUGAAGCCCUCGUCGGGCUUCAACUUUGAGGGCUACUACUACUAAAUUGUUCAGAAAGUCGAGCUUCUAUUUUGAAGGCAAAAUACUCGGUUUCCGGUUAUAUUUAGUUGCGAACAGACGCACCUUCUCCCAUCAUCCAAUAUCAGGGGUUACAUUUGAGAAAUUGCCCCCAAAUUCAGUUUAACUUUGCCUGAGCUUUGUGCUGAAUUAUCCUGACAGUGUUUUCUUUGUUUGUUUUUGUUUUUCCAGAAGACAAGAAGCCGAGAGUUUUGACAGUCUGCCACUGCUACUUUUCAGAUAAACCCCCCCUCUCCCUUCUGCCGUCGCCAACAGGGGGUUUGCAGGGUGACAUUGCCCCCUAGCGGUGACUAGUUUGGCUGCAGCUCAUUUACAACCAAGUUUGUACACAAUAGAAAAAGUCCUUCAGGGGAUCUUCUGAUAUUAUCUAACUGGUGCAUUGUUCCCUUCAAGCUGUCCAGAAAAAAAAAACAUUCAUGGCCGGUGCACAGUUUUAAUCAAGUUUUAUUGGUGCUGCCACUUAAGAACCUAUUAACUUUUUCCUCCUUAUAGUAGAAAUGCUGAGCUGAGUAAAAAAAAAAAUAAGUUACUUACUUAAUAAAUGAUUUUACCAAAGAAACAUCUGAUGAGAAGAAGAGAGGGGAGGAAAGGGAGGAAAGAAGUGAUCCAAUUUUACAUUUUAACCCCCAAAUCUUUUCUUUUUUUCUCCCAACCACAUAAAAAAAAAGUAAAAGUGGAUCUUGUUUGAAAAAGUUCAGACGGAUGCAGCCAUUUUUUCUAUGGAACAGGCACUGAUUGGAUUGGUACCUUGGGGAGUUGGGUUCUGUCAUCAAUCUGAAUGGGAAACUGGUCUGUGGAAACAUUAAGUGAUUAAAAUCAAUAUGAGGGAAAAUAGGUUAUGUAUGACGUUUAGUUUAUUGUGUAUUAUUUAAUAUCCAUAUGUUUUGUUUUAUUUCAGAAUUCCUUUGUAUAUUACAGCAUAUACUUUUUAAGGAUACGCUGACUGACCAUCUGGCUGGUUACUUGAAUGGACGUUCACCGUUCAACGUUGCUUUUAUUGUGAAGUCACUUCUAACUCGCUGUGACCGUAAUAGUUGGUAUAUACGCAUAACUCAAAAGAAGGUGGGGCUAGUUUGAUCGUGUUCUUAAGUGGAGUACAGCUUGAAUUCAGUGGGAAAAAAGGCUAACCUUCGUGUGAUUUAUUAAUUUUUUAUAUACAGUCUAUGGUUUCCCUCCUUGUUCACCGCCUGUUCGCCACCAGCACUUCAUUUCCCGUCAUGCCCAGCGGCGAAGCGUCGUCCGUGGCAACAGCACAGGAAGUGGCGCGCAACUGUUGAAAAACUGUCACAAAAAAACGAGCCGAGGGAGAUUUUUGAACUGUUCCAACUUCGUCAACCUCUCAAAACUAAAACGUGGCAGAAUAACAAACCACCCGCGACGGCGCUCUUGUAACACACCGUGGCUUCACACGGCAGGAAAAACAUGUCGUUUGUGAGAGUGGGCCGUCCACUUCAACACAACAAAGGAAAAAGGCUUGUUCGUCCCAAGAAGGCAGCAGCUCCCAAAAGAGAGUGGGUGAGCACUGUCCAUGACCUGUCUGUGCACAAGCUGACACCUGCAGAGCUGGAUCAUCGGCACGAGAUUCACCAGUCCCACAACAAGGCUGCGGCUCAGUGGGAUCUGAGAGAGAAAGCUCUAAAUCGUCGUCUCAAACACAACGGGAGUCCUGCACCUCUCGACCAGGCCAGCCUGAACAUCAUCAGGGAGGUUCUCUCCGACCAGCUGCUGCUGAAGGAUGUGCUGGCCCGCUCCGACAGAGCCAUGGCCGUGGUCAAGGACCUGUUUGGAGAUGCUCCCCGCAGGCAGACUGGGCAUCCCAGUGUGACCAUGGCUCCACACUGCGACUCUGACUCCGAACUGCCUGUUCUCCAGAGACCAGAUCCUCCCACUCAGCUGUCACUGCUCAGCCAGUCUAUGAUGGACCAGCAGGCUCUUAAUGAGCUACAUGAUUCGGAGGACGGCCACAGUGAUGAAGAUGCAUAUCCUUCUGGCAGUUCACAGUAUCAUGUAAUCCAAAGGGCCAAUGUACGAAAAAUGAAGGCUCUCUCUCGGGGUGGAGUGAUACAGAAGCAGAAACUUUGUCGUCCCGUCUCCGACCAUGGAGACAGAUAUGGUGUUCCUGUAACCCCCUGCACAUCAGGCAGAGAACCAGACCAAACAGCUCUCAAUGCUACAGUGGCUGUUCAGCGUGUUCGAACCAGACAGAGCCAACCAGAGGAAGCCAAGGAGGAACAGUCUGUCCUGGUUGCUCAGGUCCUGAACCCUGACGUGCCUUUUAACCAGUCAGGAAGGAUCAAUGGCCGAACCGGCAGGACCAGGAAGUGUAUUUCUCAGAGCUCGGAGCUGAGUGCCUCCUCCGUUGCCUCUCUCAGUGGGGACCAGUCUAGUCUGGGCCUGCUGCAGGCCAUGUUGGGUCAGGUUGAGGCCGACUUGGAUACUCUGAGUCCUGACACAGCACCAGGGUCGGCGCAGAGUCCAAAACGGCACAGAACACAAGGCCUCACUGGAUUCUCUGUUGCGCUGAUCUCCACCCUCGGACGCUUCGUGCACCACCUCAAACAGAUGGACGAGAGAGUUCAGAAAGAGGCUGAGGAGAGGAAAAACAUGGAGGAGGAGCUGAGGGAGCAGCGGGGCCUGAUUGAUGCUCUCACUGCGGAGACCAUGGCGCUGAGAGAAGAGGCUGCCGCCUUGCAGGCAGGGUUGCAGCAGCGGACCGCAGAGCUGGAGCAGAAGAUGGACGCGGUGUUGUUGUUGAUAGGGGGACUUGGACUACUGGAGCCGCACACCCACCCACCCCAAGCCUCUGAUGUCAAAGCUGCAGUUUUUGAAUCUGCGCCUGUUCCUGAGCGAAUCCAAGCCUCUGUUUCUCCUGCCGUCCUGCUCUCCCCACCUCGACAGAGAGACAACUGGCAACAUAUUCCUGUGACUCUUCCUGUACCGUCGCACCAGCAGCUUCUUCCCAUAGAUAACAUCCGCUCUCGUGAGGACAUCCAGGCCUCAUCCUCGAGCCUCGCCAGCCUCCCCCUCACCAGCCUCCCCUCCACCUCCUCACUCUCACUGACGUCGUCCGACCCACUCAGCUCUAAGCUCCCUGCAGAGGCCCUGCUGGCUGAGAUCGCUCAGCUGAGCAGACAGAACGAGCUGAUCAAGGCCCAGCUCAGUCAGGCUAAGAUCCUCUGGUCAGGUGUCGGAGCAUCGCCUGACUGUGGCAGCGAGCAGAGAAGCCGGAGUUCCAGUGGCAGCGGAAGAUUCACACCACAGAGUUUCGGAGAGACGAGGACGUCGGGGUCCAGCAGCACAAGGAGACAGAGCCAGAACAUCCAGGUCACUGAUGGACUCAAAGUGACGCAUCAGACAACAUCCCCCAAUGCCCUCAGCGUGGAACAGCGCCUCCUGGAGCUAAACAGGCAGAGUGCAGCAGCCAGGGGUCGGCUACUGGAUCUUAUUGAGCAACAGAAAAACAACGUUUCAUCCAAAGUUUCUCCAUCUGCCUCCCCCAUCCCUACGUCGGCCUUCAGCCCACAUGCAGCAGGAGGAGGAAGUCCAGAGGUGUCCAUGCUGCUGCCUUCAAAGGAGUUUCUGUCACAUGCUGAUGGUGGUGGGAGGCGAUCUGCUGGUUCUGAAGUGUCCUCGCACAGAUCUGAAGGAGAAGCCAAGGAUGGAAAAACACAGGUGGAGAAGCAGAGAGAGCGAGAAGGCUGGUUUGCCUUGUCUGCUCAUAUGAGAUAACAAGGUCUCACGAUUCACCCUGAGAAACCUGAUGACAUUUUAUUAAAAGCCUGUCUUUUUGUAUUUUAUCUAUGCAAUAACUUAUUAAAUUGUUUGAUUUUAAUGUAAAAUGUUUCAAUGAUUG
Scophthalmus maximus (turbot) is the source of this 4277-nucleotide messenger RNA. It is a transcript of the gene spice1, whose product is annotated as spindle and centriole associated protein 1. The coding region runs from base 1847 to 4153 and encodes 768 amino acids. NCBI's taxonomy places the organism in Eukaryota, Metazoa, Chordata, Actinopteri, Pleuronectiformes, Scophthalmidae. The record is from RefSeq and is a predicted model, not a curated record. Gene Ontology annotation, cellular component: centrosome; spindle; centriole. Gene Ontology annotation, biological process: metaphase chromosome alignment; regulation of centriole replication; mitotic spindle assembly. The transcript has 18 exons.